Molecule: messenger RNA, 1596 nt
Organism: Leishmania braziliensis MHOM/BR/75/M2904
Lineage: Eukaryota; Euglenozoa; Kinetoplastea; Trypanosomatida; Trypanosomatidae
Exons: 1
Coding region: 1-1596 (531 amino acids)
Biological process (GO): carbohydrate metabolic process
Cellular component (GO): membrane
Molecular function (GO): calcium ion binding; mannosyl-oligosaccharide 1,2-alpha-mannosidase activity
Source: RefSeq, a predicted model, not a curated record
AUGCAGCGGCGACGUAUUAGGCACCACUUGCGCUUUGUGGAUCGCUAUAUCGUCUUCGCGGUGUUUGGCGUCGUGGCGUACAUCCUCGUAAUCAAUCUCGUUGCCGAGUGUCUUGCCAUCGGCAUAAGGGAUCGCACCAAGACGGCGGUGUCAUCAAGGGAGGCAAGUCGUGUAAGUGGCGUGGUCCCCGAUGAGGUCUUCUGGCCGCACCGCUGGCCAGUUGCCCCUAUCGCUGAGGUGCACAUCAUAAAGGAAGCUAUGGAGUACGUCACUCAGUCGCUUACCAAGGCGAUUCCUUUCACAAUGCACUUACCCGAGGCACAGCUUGCUGUGUGGGACCUCAUGUUGCUUACCGGUGUCCGCACUGACUUGACCCCAGCUGUAAAGGACCUCAAGGCGGUGGCUAAAGCGGCGCUGAGCACCUCGACCGGUGCUGCGUCCUCUGAGACAUUUGUCGCCGUGCGUGAGGCACUCGAGAGUGCCGCAGUGGUGUGGUCGAUGAAGGGAAAGACCGCUGAGGCGGACGAGGUGCGGAAGGUGUUGAUGGAUAUAGCUGCAGUACCAACGCCGGCAGGGACUGCAGAUACUACCUCGUGGUCAGCGUUUGCCCGCGAGGUGUGGAGUCGUGUCACGGCCGGCGGUGCCUCGUCCACCCCUGACGGCAUCUUGGAGACAUACAACACUUUGCGGAACGCCAGUCAGUCAUACUGGCAUCCUGGCGAACAGGCUGCAGCAGUGCCGCCGUUGUAUAACUCGAAGCUUCUCCCGUUGCGGGCCGGCACUUACGACGCGGUAGUGCCUUUGGCGCGCCUCUUUCUGCAGUUGUGGGUGUUGGGUGGACAGCGGAAGGCAGACCAGCGUCUUGUGGAGACAUACGACGCGGCUGUUGCGUCGAUUCUACGGGAUUUGCUCUACACACGCACCGUCACCGCGGAGGCACAGGCAGUCAACUUCACGUUUGUAGGCUCUCGAGCAGAGCUGCUCGUGCCGGUAGCCACGCCACGCAUGUGCGCACUGGGAGGAGUGCUCGCUCAAGGCGUCCGCUACGGCGCCCAUCGCUACCCGGCGCGCCCAUCCACUGCGCAGUACAGCGAAAAUGAUGUCCUGCAAGCUGCUGAAGCGUUGACCACAUCGUGCUUCCAGCUGUAUGCCAACCCAGCCGGCCACAAGCUGCGCAGUGCCGUCUACGUCACCGACUCUGGCCGUGUGCCAGGCUACACACAUGCCGGCAACGGCGGAGGUACUGCGUCGCUGCGGUCCUCCUACUGCGACAUCCCCGCUGUGCUCCUCGAGUCUUUCUAUGAACUGUACCAGACAACGCAUGAUCCCAUGUACGGUCUGUGGGCAAUACUCGUGAUGCGGCAAGACACGUCUGACCAUUGUGGAUUACGCAAGACGGAUGUUACUUCUGCCACUCUGUGGCGGCGCCAUAUUCGCGAGCUGCGUAGCUUCUGGCUCCUGUUCCACCACAUGGAGUGCCUUGUGUACCGCCGCUCGCGAGGAUCGAGGGCCAUGUGCGAGCUGGCCACCACCACAAUGGUGUCGCCUGUCACUGGGCACAUCGUGCCAGUGCCAUACAUGUCAGCAACGUCGUAG